UAUUAUACCAAAGACAAGUACAAAGACAGAUAUUUAAAGCUUGAAUGCUGUGCACUGAGCUUUUUGCGUUUUUUUUUCUUUUUGCGCAAGAAUGAUUGAAAGGUCAUGACACGAACACUCUUAGAGCAACUCGAACCAAACUACUGAAGCUGAUUUUCAAGGCUGCUUAGAAAAAAAAUCUCACAGAGAACAUUAAUGGAUUCCUGUUGUGUUUAAAUUCUCUACAGAUUAUACUGUAAAUAUUUUAUGAAGUAGAGUAUACGUGUGUGUGCGGGCGUGUGUGUACGUGAAUAUGUAUAUAAAGUUGUAGCCAGCUGACCUUUGAUCAGAAAGUCUAGCUCGUGUACUGCCUUCUCUGAAGACUGACCCCGAAUUUCCCUCUCUUAGAGAGCGAUUUUUGCCUACGGAAGAGGUUGAUGUAUUUUGCUUUCUCUUGGGACUAUAGAGAAGUCACCUGGAAGAAACUAAUACGCAACUGACUCUCUGGGAAGCCCAGGCUUUGCAUGUGUUGCUGACCGCGUCUUGUAUUUGACCUGCCUAUUUUUUACCACGGUGUUUGGGAGUUUGGAAGGAGAUUUCCCCUGACUUUUUGCGUCACGGCCGCAAACUAGAUGCACAGGUGUCGCGGUAAAGCCCCGCACGGACGACCCUUUCACUUGUCGGAUUAACGUGAUCUGUUCCGCCGCACCAGGAAGCCAAGAGUUAAGUCUCGGCGUGCUCGCUAUCUCAGCCGCCUUCAGCAAAAAAUUAACUUUGGGGACUGGCAUAGAAACAAGUUUCCCCCGGGUCCUCAGCCUGUAUCCGUUUAUGUUGGUCCCCAGAGAACAGAUCGCUGAAGAGUUACGCUCGUUUCGCUGUUUUGUAAAAACUCUGUGGAGGUCUUUCACUCAAAAGGCUUGUUGUGAUGCGUAUCCCCGUAGAUACCAGCACCAGCCGCCGCUUCACGCCGCCCUCCACCACGCUGAGCCCGGGGAAGAUGACCGAGCCGCUGCCGCUGCCCGGCGCCGACCACAGUAGCGCCUUGCCGGGGAAGCUGCGCAGCGCCGACCGCAGCAUGGUGGAGGUCCUGGCGGACCACCCCGGGGAGCUGGUGCGCACUGACAGCCCCAACUUCCUCUGCUCCGUGCUGCCCACCCACUGGCGCUGCAACAAGACACUGCCCAUCGCCUUCAAGGUGGUGGCCUUGGGAGAUGUGCCCGAUGGGACACUGGUAACAGUGAUGGCUGGAAAUGAUGAAAACUACUCUGCAGAGCUCAGAAAUGCCACAGCUGCCAUGAAAAACCAAGUAGCAAGGUUCAAUGACCUCCGAUUUGUGGGUAGAAGUGGAAGAGGGAAAAGCUUCACGCUGACUAUCACGGUCUUCACAAAUCCACCACAAGUAGCCACAUACCACAGAGCCAUCAAGAUAACAGUGGAUGGACCUCGCGAACCCAGAAGACAUCGUCAGAAAAUAGAUGAGCAGACAAAGCCCGGGAGCUUGUCCUUUUCAGAGCGCCUGAGUGAACUGGAGCAGUUGCGUCGUACAGCCAUGAGGGUCAGCCCACACCACCCAGCCCCCACACCCAACCCACGAGCCUCCUUGAACCACACCACUGCUUUUAACCCUCAACCUCAGAGUCAGAUUCAGGACACAAGGCAAGUACAGCCAUCUCCGCCAUGGUCCUACGACCAGUCCUACCAGUACCUGGGCUCCAUUGCAACCCCCUCUGUGCACCCUGCCACACCAAUAUCACCCGGCAGGGCUAGCGGCAUGACAUCCCUCACCGCAGAGCUUUCAAGUCGGCUGUCAAGUGCUUCUGACCUGACUGCGUUCAGUGACCCCCGAGUGGGAAUUGACCGCUCCUUCUCCACGCUACCCUCCAUCUCUGACCCUCGGAUGCACUACCCAGGAGCCUUCACCUACACGCCAACACCUGUCAGUUCAGGGAUAGGAAUUGGUAUGUCUGCCAUGUCCACAGCCACGAGAUACCACACUUACCUCCCACCUCCCUACCCUGGCUCGUCGCAGGCACAGGGCAGCCCAUUCCAGACCACCUCGCCUUCCUACCACCUCUACUACGGAACCUCUGCUGGGUCCUACCAGUUCUCCAUGAUCUCAGGGGGAGACCGGUCCCCCCCACGCAUCCACCCGCCCUGCACCAAUGCCUCCACGGGAUCAACGCUCCUCAACCCCAACCUUCCCAACCAGAGUGAUGUGGUUGAGGCAGAAGGGAGCCACAGUAACUCCCCCACUAACAUGGCAACCACAGCAAGGCUAGAGGAAGCAGUGUGGCGACCAUACUGA
Molecule: messenger RNA, 2284 nt
Organism: Pogoniulus pusillus (Red-fronted tinkerbird)
Lineage: Eukaryota; Metazoa; Chordata; Aves; Piciformes; Lybiidae
Gene: RUNX1
Product: RUNX family transcription factor 1
Exons: 6
Coding region: 905-2284 (459 amino acids)
Biological process (GO): hemopoiesis; ossification; neuron differentiation
Cellular component (GO): nucleus
Molecular function (GO): RNA polymerase II cis-regulatory region sequence-specific DNA binding; ATP binding; DNA-binding transcription factor activity, RNA polymerase II-specific
Source: RefSeq, a predicted model, not a curated record